Molecule: messenger RNA, 1395 nt
Organism: Diversispora eburnea
Lineage: Eukaryota; Fungi; Glomeromycota; Glomeromycetes; Diversisporales; Diversisporaceae
Source: the annotation of a GenBank genome assembly
AUGGAUAAUAUACUUCCCCAACCUCAAAUCAUUGUCCCAACACAGGGUUAUGGAGAUAUUACAUCAAAUAUUUCACCCUCAAAAGAAAUGAUGGGAACAAUGAUGUAUCAUUAUAAUCAUCAUCAAAUGGAUUAUGGAAAUUAUCAAAAUUAUUUUGAUUACUUUAAUUUUGAUCAAAUACCUUGUAUUAAUUUUACAACCACAGGAAAUUUAGAAAAUUUGGGAAAUUUGGGAAAUUUAUUAGAUUAUAGUCAUUCCAGUAGUUUAUUAAAUGAUGUCUUUUUCUCAGAUCCAAUGAUUGAUGAUGAUGAUUCAAUUGAAUUAUCACUUCAAUUUGAUAGUGACGCAUCUUCUGAUACUGAUAUAUUAACUCCAUAUAAUUCGCCUUCGUCUCCUGCCGGAAUUAUAGAUGGUGGUGACGAUAUUUGGAGGUUAUUUUAUGAAGAUGAAUUUGUUAAUGAAUUAAGAGAUCAACCUUCUUUUAUUAUUACCAGACCAAAUUAUUUCGAAUUUGGUAAUAAUGGUGAUAAUUUAAUUAGUCCACCUCCACCUACUCCAGAACUUGUUAGUGAUAAUAACCUUAAACCUGAUAAAAAGAUUCGUAUUGAUGAACAAAAUGGUGUUAAAAGUAGUUCUUCUACAAAAUCAGUCAUUUUAGGAAAAGGUUUAACGAAAGCUAAAUCUACUUCACAAAAAACCAAAAAGGGAAAAUCUUCUAUUAAACGUAAUGGUAGUAAAGUUUCUACACCUAAUGCUAUAUCAAGUCCGGCUUCAACUUCAUCUACAAUGAUGAUGAUAAUAGAUGAACUUCAAGAAACCGAAGAAUUAGAAGUCACCUUACCACGUCCAACUCAAACUCCUACUGUUUUUGAAAAUUUAACAAAAUCAGGAAUUGAUUGGUGCAGAUACUGUGGAACCACUGAGGGUGUUAACUGGAGACCUGGUCCAUGGGGAAAGCGAACUUUAUGCAAUAAACACGGUUGUGAUUAUAAAGGUUAUGGAUUCGCAUGCAAACUUCCCCGAUUGGAUUUGACCGGUUUCGUAAAUGAAACUGUCGAAGAACGUGAACUUUGUACCGUUUGUCAAAAACAAGAGUCAUUCGUUGGAAAUGUUCUUGUCCGUUGUGAAGGUUGUCCCAAAGCAUUUCAUCAAAAAUGUUUUGUAGAAGGUAUCGAUGAUGAAACAGUACAAGGUACCGAACCUUGGUAUUGUGAAAAAGGUUGUCAAGAUAAUUUACGUAGGAAACGAAUAGUUGUCGAACUUCCUCGUAAGAGACUUCCCUUAAUGUCUACACCUAAAGCCCAAAUAAUUUCAUCCACUACCGAUUCAUCUUCAAUUCCUAAUUCUGGAACUACAUCACGUCCACGAACUUCUCGAAAUUCAUCAAGAGUUUAA